AUGAAAAUCAGCCGACUAUUUAUUCUUCUUAAACUCUUAUAGAUUUGUUACUGUACAAUUGAAGAAUUAUCUUAACAAAACCCCACUAUAACAAAAUAUACUGAUCUCUUAUCUAAUAAGUAUUAUGGAAUGGUAAGCUUCUAUUCACCAUUAUCAUCAAUGACCAAUUUUAUUAGUGACAUAGUUCAAUUAGUAGAUAAGUCAUUUCUAUUUUCUGCUAAUUUUAAUAACUAGUUUUCCAUUAUUGCAUAUUGCAAACACAAUCUCUAAACUAAAGAAAUAACUCAUACAUUAAUAUUAGUUUAAUAACAAUAAAUAUAAGAAUAAUAAUUUGUUGUUUCAUUUGACCCAUUAUUAUAUGAAGGCUAACUUAUUUGUACAUCUUUUUACUAUGAUGCUGAACUAUAAAAUCUUCAAUUUAUAAUUUAAACUAAAAAUGAUAUGUAAUAAAAAAAUUUCAAUCAAAUUAAUUUAGAAUUAACAAAUGUUAAGUUUGUAUUUGGUGGAGUAAAUUAAAAUUUAGAGUUUAGUAGUUUUUAAGGGUAGUUAUAUCCUAUGUUAGCGGAUAAUUAAGUAAAUAUUUAUUUUUAUUUGAAUUAUCUAAUUGCUCUUAAUUAAUGUUCUUAAUUUGAAGAGACAUUUAUAUUUGAUUAAAAAGAAUAUAAUCAAGAAAAUAAUUGGCAACUUACAUUACCAUUCAUUGUUUUUAAGGAUUAUUCUAUAUACUUUUGGCAUAGAUUUACAACACCUAUAGAAUUUUUAGAUCUAGUAUCCUUAAUACAUAUAAACACUUAAAUUGAGUUUAAUCUAAAUUAUUCUUUAGGAACUAAUACUCUCAUGAUUAAUUACUAAUUAUAAUAAAAUAAAUAGAUUUUGAUAUCUGUUAAAUAUUAUUCAUAUGAAUUUCCAUAUAUAUAAUAUAAUACAGAUUAUAUUAGAUCAUUAAUUAAAGAAUAUUAAAUUGAAGAAAUAGAUUCAUAUCUAAUUUAUUAAUGGCAUUUUACAACUAUUCAAUAUUAAUAUAAUAGCUUAUUUAUUUAAAUAUAUUAUCCAGAUUAAUAGAAAAAUGUUAAUUUUAAGGAUGAUACUGUAAAACAAUUUUCUUAUUCCUAAUUUUCUUUAAUAUUUGGAGAGAAUUUAAAUUAAAAAUAAUAUAAUGGACAAAUAAAUUAGUUUAAAUUUAAAAAUUGUUAGGAAGAAUUCAUAGAUACUUAUCAAUGUCAUUUUUCAUGUAAUACUUGUAAUGGACCUUUGAAAAACAGUUGUUUAACUUGUCCUGAGAAUUCGUAUCGAAAUUAUAAUCCUGAGAGUCAUACUUGCACAUGUUAAAUUUGGACUUUAGAAUAAAAUUAAACAAAAUGUUUCUCUAUUUCUCAUAUUGAUUAAAUGACAAUAAAAUACAUUGAAAAAUCUAAUAAAAAAAAUUAUGAUUAAAUUGAACCUUAUAUAGUAUGUUCAUAUGGAUAUUUCUUAUAUGAAGAUGAUUGCUAUUAAUGGUAAAUUUAUUAAUUAUAUAGAAUAGUCCUUUAGCUUCUCAAAAAGGAGAUUUAAUAUGUCUUGAAUGUUUAGAUAAUUGGUAAAAUUGGAUUCAAAAUCCUAUAUGUAAGGAAUAUGUGCUUAACAAAAUCAUUUAUGAUCAUGAAAAAUAGGAAUAUAACUAUGUAGUUGAUUAUUUAAAUAUUCCUUCUUUGUAUCUCUUUGUUGAUCAUGAAUUAAAAUUGUGUAAUUAUUGUACUUAAUUUUGUAUGCAUUCUUCUCUAACAUAUUAAUGUAAAUAAAUAAAAGAAAAACAUUUAGGUAAGGAUACUUAUGUAGAAUGUUUAUAUUUUUAUAAUAGUUAGACCUUAUCUUGUUUACCUCCUAAUUAGAUUUUAAAUGACGGUCGUUGUUCAGGAUAGGGUUGUAAUAGUUAAUGUAAAUGUUGUGGUAUUGAUAAUCAUUGUAUUGAAUGUAUUAAUGAAAAUGAUCUUUUACUUUUGAAUAAAAAAGAUUGUGUUUAAUGUACAAUUCCUAAUUGUAAAAUGUGUUUUCAAUAUCUUAAAUAAUCAGAUGGAAUAUUGAUUUCAACCCUCACCUAUACUAAUUAUUAUGAAAUCAUUACUAAUGAGGAUUAUAUAAUAGGAUGUGCUUUAUGUGAGGACAAUUACAUUUACAAUUUCAUAUUAAAUAUUUGUUAAUUAAAAUUACAAAUUUCUGAAUUUUGUGAUAAUUAUCUUAUUGAUCAAUUUAAUUAACCAAUUUGUUUGACUACAUAAACAUAAAAUUUUAAUGAAGGAAUCGAAAUUUCAAAUUGCUCUAAAUUUUUAAAAUCCUGUUUAAAUUGCGUUAAAUCAAAUAUAAAUAAACUAUUUUGUACAACUUGUUAAUAAGGCUUUUUUUAAAAUUCUUUAGGAUAUUGUUAAUCUUGUGAUGAGAAAUUCAUAGAAUGUAAAUUAAGUUACCCUAAUUAAUAUGAAAUUACUAUGAAAUAAUUAUAACCAUUUCUAUUAGCUAUUUCUAAAGGAUAAAAACUUUUUUAUCCUCCUUUAUAUGCUUAUUAAGUUUAAAUUGGUAUUUGUUAACAAAGUGACUAAUGGUCUUAAAAUUGCAAUAAAGCUAGGAAUGUUAAUUAUUGCAAAAAAUAUUAUACUAAUGUUUGUAUAGAAUGUAUCUCAGAUGAUACUUAAAUCAUUACUUUAUAUGUAGGAAUAUGCUAUUUAUGUUCUUAUCAAUGCAAAAUAUGUCUACCAUCUUUGUUAAAUAAAUCAGAAAUAAAAUGUUUUCACACUGAUUCUUAAACUAAUUAUAUUGAUUAACUUUCAAGUAGGGUAAAAAUAAAAAGAGAAAAUGAUUCUAAAUAUUUAUCUGAAUUAACUGUUGAAAAUUUAAGUUGGAUUGAUGAAUAUUAAGAUGUCUUUAAUUAGUAAUUGUUUUAAAGAAUGAAUUUUAUAUAUCUUUUGAAUAAUACUUUUGGACAAUAUUUUUACAAAAGAUUAACAUAAAAUAUUUCACAAUAUUAUGAAAAUCUUAUUAUUUAAUAAAUAACAGUAUACUAGGAUGGUAUAUUACAAGAAUAAAUUAGAUCUUUAGUCAUUGUAGAUUAUUAAAUCAUUAAUUUAAAUAAUCUUAGUAUUUCAAUUUAAAAUUUAAAUAAAGAUGAAAUAAUUAAUACAUCUUCAAAAUAUGGAUAGGAUAUAUAUAUUAAUAAUCUUAUACUUAAUUAAAUUAAUUAUGUAAAUCUCUAAAAAUAAAUAUUCCUUUUUAAUAAUAUUACUAGUCUAUUCAUCAAUAAUCUGACUAUUAUCAAUAUUGAUUUAUAAAACUUCCAUUUAUUUAAACUUUCUAUUUUUAGUUAAUCUACAAGAAUUAAUAUCACUUUAGUAAAUAUUAAACUAUUAAAUUGUAAAUUAAUAAAUUCUAGUAUUUUUUCAAUGACAUAAAUAUUAGAUAUAUUUGAUUAGAAUACAAUUGUUUUAAUACAUAUUCAAUUUUAAAAUUGCAUAUUUUUUAAUUCUUAUUUUUUUUUAUUUUAGGACAACUUAUUGUGUUUUAAUUUAUAAUCUUUAUUAAUUGAUAAUCUUAUUAUUUAGCAAAGCAACUUUACUUCAAGUUAAAUAUUUUCUAAUUAUACAGCAACAUAAACUAAAUUAUCUUUUAUAACUUUUAUGAAAAAUUAAAUUAAUAAUUCAAAUUUUUUUGUAGCAGAUCUUAUAUUUGAAGUUUACUCUACUAAAAUUGAAUAUACAUCUAUCAGAAAUAGUUAAUUUAUAUAUUUUAAAUAAUAACUUUCAGCUGCUUAUCAAAAAGAAUUACUUAUAAUCAAUAAAAUAUUUAUAUCGUAAUUAUAAACAGAUUCAUCUUUACUGAGCAUAUCAUAAAAUAUUAUUAGAUAUAUUGAAUUUUAGAAUAUAGAAGUUAGAGAUUUAAUAUAAAUAAAAAAUGAUCAACAAAAAUCAUCUGAUCUAUUUUUAUUAUAAGCAAAUAUACUAAUAAUUAAUAAUUACUUUAGUUAUAAUUAUAAUUCUAAUCAAAUUUAAAUUGCUAUUCUAAAUUCUAAUAUAAUAAAAUUAUCCAAUAUUUUCAUAGAAGAAUAGUAAAAUGAUAUCAGAAUAAAUCAUGAAAUAGAAUUUUUUAAUUGUCCAUUACAAUAGCAAUUUUUAAAUGUUUAUAAUUUCACUUCAUUUAUGAUAGAUAACUUCUAAAUCUAAAAUAUCAUGAUUUGCAAUAAUAACUUUAUUAAAAUAGAAGAUAUUCAAAAUUAUGUUACUCUAAAAUUACAAAAUGUUAAUUUUAAUGAUAUUUUACUCUUAUAAAUUUAGGGUACUUCUUAAACAUCUAUUAUUGCUAUUUCUAUAUCAAAAUAAUCAAUUAUAUAAUUUAAAUCAUUUACUAUUACAAAUGUAUUUGGAAAUAAUUAUGAAAGAUUAAGAAAAGUAUCUGAAUAAUUAACAAUAGUUUCUAUUGUUGCUCCUUAAAGCAAUUUAGAAAUAUUAAAUAGUUAUUUUAAAAGUAAUAUUAUCACUAAUACUACUAAUGCUUUAAUCUAUUUAGAAUCCAAAUCAAUUUCAAUUGAUAAUUUUACUAAUAUGGAGUCAAAUUAUUUUACAGAAUUAAUAUACACUCACUUAAACUAAGAAUACACUAAGAUAUCUAUUAAAUCUCUCUAAUAAUUAUUUCCAAUUAAAUCAGAGGGAAGUAUUUUAAAUAUUCUAUGUUAAUAUUUAAAUUUAAAUAAUCUUAAUAAUGAAAAUUCUGUUGCUUUGUUGGGGGGAUUUUGUAAGAUUGAAUUGAUUUUAGAUUGUGAAUUAUCAGUGUUAAAUAGUAAUAUACGUAAUAGUAAAUCGAUUUAGGCAUAAGAAAGCAAAGGGGGAUCCUUUUAUAUAAAUGCUAAAGAUACAAAUUUAAUAAUGAAAUUAAUAAAUAUAACUAUCUCAAAUUCAUAUUCCCUAUAUGAUGGUGGAUUUAUAUAUUUAAUUCCAUCUGAUAGUUCAAAUUUCUUGAUUCUAGAAAAUAUAAAAGCCAAAAGUGUUUUUUCAAUAUUUAGAGGUUUUAUGAGUGCUGAAUUUUCUUUAUAAACAAGUGAGAAUUUUGUGGUUCUAAAGAAUAUUGAUAUUCAAUUAGAUUACACCUAGAUUGAGGAUAUAACAAGUAAUUAUGAUGUAUUAAAAAAUAAUGAACUAGAUUAUAUUAAAAUAAAAAAUGGUUAUUUUUAUUUCAAUUACUGGUAUAUUUAUAUAAAUUAAAUUUAGCCAAUUAUAAGUAAACAACAUCAACCUAUAAUUCUAAAUUAUUACAUAACCUAUUUUCUAACUAACAAAUAUGCAAAAUCUACAUAUAUUGAAUUUCUAUUUAGAAGUUGGUGAAUAAACAAGUAACACAAUAAUAGAAUUUGAAUCAAUUAAGAGUAAGAAAAUAAAUAAUUAUUUAGAUUCUUAAGACAAAGAUUUAAUUAUUUAAUAAUUCUAGGCUAGACAAACUAAAGUUAUAAUUCCUGAAGCCUUUUACGCUCAAUCAUGUAAGUCUAUUUAUUAAUAUGAAAUUAUCCAUAUAUAAUAUCUAAGUGAAAAAUCAUUUAUUUUGAAAAAUAAUAAUUGCUUGAUAAAUUAAUUAUCAAAAGUGUAUUAAAAUGUUGAAAGCAUAAUUUAGAUAAGACUUUUAGAUAAUUUUAAGAAUUUUUAAUUUUCUAAUGGUUUUGUACUUAAUUUUCAUAAAAAUUCUUAUUCAAUAGCUUUAAUUGAUAUUUAUUAAUAAACUUAAGUUAAAUCAAAAUUUGAGUUAUUAUAUCUAUUAAAUAAUAAAUGUACUCUAUCUACUUGUUUAAGAAUUAGUACUAAUGACUAGUAUAAAUUGGAUGUAGUAAUUUUAAAAUAAAUAUACAUGUUAAAUAAUGAUAAUUCAAAAUAUGGUUAACUAAGUCUUUAAAAUAUAAGUUAUUUAAUUAAAUAAUCAUAUUUUAUGAAUAAUAAGGCAAUAGAAAUGGCAGGGGCAGUUUAUAUACAAAAUAGUCCUCUCAAAAUUAAAAAAUCUUACUUCAUUAAUAAUAGUGCUCCAUUGGUAGGUGCAAUAUAUUGUUCAAAUAUCUCAAUCAAGGAUAGAUAAGUAUUAACUUCUACUUCAUUCUUUUAUAAUAAUCUAGCUAUAUAAGCAAUUAAUACUUUGGGAAUUGAAUUUUAUUCCUUAAGUAUGAGUCAACCAUUAGAAAAGAAUCAAAUUAUUACAGAUUAUCCAUAAUUAUCUAAAUCAAAAAAUUAGAGCAAUUCUGAAUUAUAUUUUGUCUAUUUACCUAGUGGUUAGACAAUUAAAUAAUAUUAAAUUUUUGACACUAAAAUACUCAGAUAUCAAAACUAAGAACUUUCACUUAAAUUUAUAAUUUUAAAUUAUUUUAAAGAAAAACAAAUUUUAAAUAAUUAUUCUAUAUAAUGCAACAUUACACCUAAUUAUAUAGAUAAGGACUUCAAUAUUUUAUAGAAGAAUAACAUAACUAUUUUCACUGCUGAAUUCAAUAAAGAUUAAAAUGAAUUAAAUUUAGAAAACUAUACAUUUAUAUUGAAUCCAUAUUCUGAAAACUUAUUAAAAAUCCAAUUAUCAUGCAAUAAUAUUGAAUAAAAUGAUAAUAAUUAUUAUGAAUUAUUUGCAAAAACAUAUAAAUGCUAGAUGGGAGAGUAUUUCUAUGAAGAUUAAUGUUUAAAAUGCAAUGCAUCUAGAGGAUAUUAUAGUGUUAAUCCAUUAAAUGGAGAAUGCAUUAAAGCAAAUCCUGAAUCUAUAAAAAAUCAUACAGAAAAUUUAUUAAAUCUUUAUGAAGGAUUUUGGAGAUUGAAUAUUUUAACUCCUAUUGGUGAAUAUUGUUCAAACAACCCAUCAAAUUGUUUAGGGGGAUGGGAAACAGGAGAUAUAACAUGUAUGAUAGGUCAUGUAGGAGCUUUAUGUGAGGCAUGCGAUAUUUAUAAUUUGAGAGGUAAGGGUCAAUACUCAAAAAGUAGAGAUUAUAAAUGUUCUUAAUGUGAAGAUUAUGGUUUCUUAAUUGCUGAAUUUCUGUUAGCUUUUAUAUGGGCUUUUUCAUAAAUAGUUUUGGCUGUAAAAAGUACUUAAUUAUAAAAUCAAAAGUUUCUUUUGUCUAAAUCUUAAACAAAAUUUUAUGAUAUUUUAGUAAGGCUAUCUUAAGGUAAAUUAUAUUUAUGAAAUAUAGAUUAAUCUAGUUCUGUUAUCAAACUAAUAAGUAAUUAUUUUCAGAUUAUAAUGGUAAUCUAUACAUUUAAGGUUGAAUUUAUUUCAAAUUUAGAUACCUUAUUUUAAUUUAUCGGUAAUUCUACUUACUCAACUACUUAUAAUUUUGAUUGCUAUAUAUCCAAGAUUGAGUAAUUAGACAUAAUUUAUUUGAAUUUGAUUUGGAUCUUAUAAGUUUAAUUUUUGUAGUAUAUCCUUUAUCUUUUAUUAUCAUUCUUUAUUAAAUUAUCAAGACCAAGAUUUUUUUCUUUGGAGACAGUUUAUUCAUCAUUCUAUUACUUAUAUUUAUCAGGACAAAUUAACCUCAUAAAAUUGUAAAUUUUGAUAUAAUAAUUUAGAUUAGCUUAAUUAAUUACUCCAAAAACAAUAAGUAAUGUGUAAUGGAUCUCAGCAAAUCUUUCUUAUCGUUAUUGGACAGACACUCAUUAGAAGGUAUUUUUUUCUCUUAUUUUACCUUUAUUAAUUAUUUUUGGAUUAUUUAUUCCUUUAUUUUUAUUUAUAAAACUAUCUGAAAACAAAUUUAAUUUAAAUAAUUAUAAGAUUAAAUAGAAAUAUGGAUAUUUAUUUAAUGAAUAUUCUAAAACUCAUUAUUAUUGGGAAUCUGUAAAAUUAAUGUACAGAUAAUUAUUAAUACUCAUUAUAGUAUUACUACAAGAUUAUAUUGUAAUUAAGGGUAUAAUGUUGAUUGGAUUACUUUUUGCUUAUUAAAUUAUUUUUAGUAUAAGUAAACCAUAUAAUGUUGGAAAACUUAAUUAAUUUGAAUUAUAAGCAAUUUAAAUAUGUAUAUGGUCAUUCCUUUUAUGCAUUUUAUAAUAUGAAAUAUAAGAAUUCAAUUAAUGGCUAAAUAUUAUAUGUUAGCUGCUCAUUUUAAUGUCACUAAUAAUAUUAAUAGUUAAAUCUAUCUAAAAGUUCAUUCAAGUUUUUAGUUCAAAAUAUGAAUAAGUAAUUGACUACAUUAAGAAUGCGAUAGUAAGAUGCCUAAAUUUAUAAUAACUAUAAAAUUCAAAAUUAUUUGAAUUGAGUAGCAAAAGAAAAGCAAGAGUAUAAAAAUAUUUUAAAGUAAUUAAACUACAUGUUUUUAAAAGAGUUCACACAAAUAUAAAUAUAUAAUAAACCUAAAAUGUUGAAAUUAUGUUAUGUUCAAGUUUAUCGCCUUCUUAAAAAUAAAUAACUCCAGGAAGAAGAUUUUUAUGA
Messenger RNA from Paramecium primaurelia, 8397 nucleotides. The record is from the annotation of a GenBank genome assembly. Lineage: Eukaryota; Ciliophora; Oligohymenophorea; Peniculida; Parameciidae.